This is a messenger RNA of Thlaspi arvense, 516 nucleotides long. The record is from the annotation of a GenBank genome assembly. NCBI's taxonomy places the organism in Eukaryota, Viridiplantae, Streptophyta, Magnoliopsida, Brassicales, Brassicaceae.
AUGGCGACGAGGCUGAAAUCUAUGGCGACUUUGCCAAAACUGAUUCAAAGCAUGAGAAAAGAAGUUCCGAAGCGUUCUAAUCCUCCUGUGUUGCCGUCUCUGAGACGAGCUUUCUCUCUCUAUGAUCAGAUCAAUCUCAUUGACAAUGUUCCCGAAGACCAGCUCCGCUUCCAAGAAUUUAAUGAGACGAGUUUCACGGUGAAUGGGGUCAAAUACGAAGGUAGCUUGCUCUGUGUUGGUAAUUUGCUAAUGUCAUGGAGCCCUCGUAGCUUCUCAGAGAUCACCCCUGAUAGCUUGUCUAUCUUCCAGACGGUUCGUCCCAUUCCAGAGCUCUUAAUUGUUGGUUGUGGAAGAAACAUUCACCCGGUAACUCCAGAGGUCCGACAGUUUGUGAAGUCCAUCGGCAUGAAGCUAGAAACAGUUGAUUCUAGAAAUGCUGCAUCAACUUACAACAUUCUGAACGAAGAAGGAAGAGUCGUGGCUGCGGCAUUGCUUCCAUUUGGAGUUACAUCCUAA